GAGUUCCAUCGAGUUCAGUACUUUCUCCCUGCGCUUACUCUUAGCUCAUAUUCCAGCAAGACAAACAUGAACCUGCCAGAUUCAGUCUCGCUUCUAUCUUUUCUCUUUUCCAUAAACGGGGUCCUCUCUGGGGAUAAAGGUACAAUCUGCCAAGGCUCGAAUACCGCCAGCUACUCGCUCACUUUCCACGCGGAGUGGAACCCCACUAACUUCCCAAAGCAGUACCCUACCCACCGGCCCCCUGCGCAGUGGUCUCGGCUCUUCGGCUGCACCCAUGGGUCAAAGGAUGUGAUCUGGGCAGAUGGGGCGCUGGCAUCCCCCGGAAUGAGAGCCUUUGUGGAGGAGGGGAACCCCGAGAUUCUGGAACAAGAGCUAACAGCUCCAGAGUCCAGGACACUGCGCUGCUUCCAGACAGAGGCUGUCUGGAGUGGAGAGGGACAGCAGAGCACUGUGAUCACUGUCGAGCCAGCCUUACCUCUGGUCUCAGUAUUGGUGCGGAUAGUUCCCAGCCCAGAUUGGUUUGUUGGCACCAAUAGCCUGCAUCUUUGCAAGGGUGGUCAUUGGAUGGAGUCUGUAGCCUUUGACCUCUUUCCCUGGGAUGCAGGAACAGAUAGCGGCUUUGUUUUCUCCUCCCCAAAUUUUGCCACCAGCCCACAGGAGCCCAUCUCCCCCAUAACAGCUCAGAGGCCCUCCCACCCUGCCAACUCGUUUUACUACCCCCGCCUACAUACCCUGCCCCGCUUAGGGUACCUAAAACUCCACCUGCUGGCCACAACUUCAGCCAACACACCUGGGGAAGGAACCAAUGACACAGAAGGCAUUGUUUGGAAUAAGACUAGAACCUGGACAGCCAACAUCACAGAGCAGAACAGGGAGACAGAUAAAUUACACAACAUAACUACAGACGUUAUCUAUAAUCUGGAGAAUAUGGUAAAACAAGAGUCACCCAAACCUUAUCCCAAAGGCACGCCUCUGGACUGUGAGGUCUCUGAUUGGUCACCCUGGAGCCUGUGCAGUCUUACCUGUGGAAAGGGCCUGCAUUGGAAAACACGGUAUGUCCUGCUGCAGCCCGCCAAUGAUGGCAAGCCCUGCCCUGUGCUGCUGCAGCAGCAGGAGUGUGAGGAGCUUCAGUGUCCUCCGAAGCAGCUCAGAGAGCCAACUACCUCUGGAGCGCUGAACUCUACAGUGGGAAACAACACUGACCUCCCAAGUGCUGUGGAUAUCCCACCUCAAAAUGGAACCCUAGUUUUCAAUGGAUCCCUCCAGGGCAGCAAUGAUAAAAAUACUUCUGUGAGGGAGCCAGCCAGUACUCGCACACCCCUAGAUGUUCUGUUCACAUCCCAAGUCCCAUACACAUACACCCCAAGCCCCUCCCAUCGGACUGUAACCUCACCCACUCACAAUUCCUCUGGUCGUGAUACACAAAACACUCCAGCAAUGCUGGUAACUCCUCCUGUCAUCACAUCCUUCAAAAAUGAUUCACAACCCUGAUCUUUCAAUAACACCCUCUCCUUAACAUACAUACUGUAUGUCCUGCCACAACUAUAUCCCUAACACUUCUUACAAAUUAACAGCAUCCACACACCC
This is a messenger RNA of Polyodon spathula (Mississippi paddlefish), 1587 nucleotides long. RefSeq names its product spondin-2-like. Bases 67 to 1491 code for a protein of 474 amino acids. Gene Ontology annotation, biological process: cell adhesion. Gene Ontology annotation, cellular component: extracellular matrix. The record is from RefSeq and is a predicted model, not a curated record. The transcript is spliced from 4 exons. NCBI's taxonomy places the organism in Eukaryota, Metazoa, Chordata, Actinopteri, Acipenseriformes, Polyodontidae.